This is a messenger RNA of Cooperia oncophora, 417 nucleotides long. Lineage: Eukaryota; Metazoa; Nematoda; Chromadorea; Rhabditida; Trichostrongylidae. The record is from the annotation of a GenBank genome assembly.
AUGUCACGAUCGCCAUCUGGCUCACCUCCUCCAACACCAAGCCAAUCUCCAGUGCCACAGAAAGCCGGUUACCAGUCACCGCCAUGUAUUUGCGGUUCAGUACCGUUGGUUUCACUGUCGGCGAACACCCUUGCUGACUCGCUAGGAGUCUCGCCACUCUACAAGCAACAAGAUUCUGCUCGAUGGAAUGCCGCAGCACAGGUCUAUCACAACUCCCGUGCCCAUUCACCGACACAGGACGGGCAAUUCCAGUUCUCGCCGGAACAGAUCCCUGAAAAUAUGUGGGUGAAUCCACAGCAACUGGUCACCAAUUUCAUCCAUAAAAGCUCGGCAGUCAGGACACCGUUAUCGCUGGAGGAUAUCGCCAACAUGAAUCGACGGCGUCACACUCAGGUGCGGUUCUUAAAGGAUUUCUGA